Messenger RNA from Osmerus eperlanus (European smelt), 2515 nucleotides. RefSeq names its product dihydroorotate dehydrogenase (gene dhodh). The coding region runs from base 113 to 1387 and encodes 424 amino acids. The transcript has 9 exons. Gene Ontology annotation, molecular function: dihydroorotate dehydrogenase activity. The record is from RefSeq and is a predicted model, not a curated record. NCBI's taxonomy places the organism in Eukaryota, Metazoa, Chordata, Actinopteri, Osmeriformes, Osmeridae. Gene Ontology annotation, cellular component: mitochondrial inner membrane; cytoplasm. Gene Ontology annotation, biological process: pyrimidine ribonucleotide biosynthetic process; 'de novo' pyrimidine nucleobase biosynthetic process.
CCAAAAUAUCGCGAGAAUACAUCCAGGAAGUAAAAGCUAAUGCUGUGCUCAACGUGAGUGGAUAGUGGAAAGUGCUUCCAGUGCCUGCUUGUGUUACAGUGACAUAAUAUCAAUGGCGGGACAACUGAAGAAAAGACUGAAGGAUGCAGUGCAGAUCAUUGGUUCUGGAAGCGUGCUGUUUGUCUCCUAUCUCACCGCUGUUGGAGAUGAGCGUUUCUAUGCCAACCAGCUCAUGCCCCUGCUGCAGAGGAUUGUUGGAGCAGAGACGGCCCAUGUAAUGGCAGUGAAAGUGAUUGGUCUGGGUCUGGUUCCUUGGAAUUGCUACCAAGAUCCUGCUUCUCUGGAAGUAAACAUCAUGGGCUGCAAGUUCAGGAACCCCAUCGGAAUUGCAGCCGGCUUUGACAAACACGGGGAAGCUGUGGAUGGGCUGUACCGACUGGGCUUUGGCUUUGUGGAGGUGGGAACCAUCACUCCUAAACCCCAGGAGGGGAACCCCAAGCCUCGUGUCUUCAGACUCACCAAAGAUGAGGCUGUAAUCAACAGAUAUGGUUUUAACAGCUGUGGUCUGCUGGCUGCCCAGGAGAGGCUGAAGGCCAGAGCAGGAACACAGGCAGAGCUCACUAAAGCUGGCCUGCCCCUAGGCAUCAACUUGGGCAAGAACAAACUGUCCCAGAGUGCAACGGGAGACUAUCUGGAGGGGGUGCGUGGGCUGGGGCCGCUGGCAGACUACCUGGUGGUCAACGUCAGCAGUCCCAACACCCCGGGCCUCCGAGACCUGCAGAGCAAGGAUGAGCUCAGGCAGUUACUGCACAAGGUGCUAAAGGAGCGUGAUGCACUCCAGGGGGGGUCAAAGCCCCCGGUCUUGGUGAAGAUCGCCCCAGACCUCACCCACCAGGACAAGCAGGACAUCGCCGAUGUCAUCACUGAGCUGGGUGUGGAUGGUCUGAUGAUAUCCAACACCACAGUGUCUAGGCCUGACAUCCUCAAAGAUCCCCAGAAAUGUGAAGUAGGGGGGCUGAGCGGCAGACCGGUCAGGGAACUGUCCACACACACGGUCAGGGAGAUGUACAGCCUCACAAAAGGCAAGGUGCCAAUCAUAGGAGUUGGGGGUGUUUCCUCUGGGCAGGAUGCCAUGGAAAAGAUCCGUGCUGGCGCCUCAUUGGUCCAGCUGUACACUGCCCUCAUUUAUCAAGGACCUCCAGUAGUCAACAAGAUCAAACGAGAGCUUGAGCAACUUCUUACGGAACAAGGCUUCAGCAGCGUAUCAGAGGCAGUAGGAGCUGACCACAGAGACACAAACAGGACCACCCGGAUACAGAGUCAUCAGAGAGACAGCACUGCUACAGACUCUGAGAGCUCCGCCCUGGCUAUCACUUCCACUUGCUAGUUACAGGCUGAUUUCCGGAUUGAUCUCUGACUUAAUUACUGGAGAAGGGAAAACCUGUUCCUCUGUACAGGUGUUGACCAAUCCAGACAUGCCGGAUCAGUGAUUGCUCCUUUCAAAGUCAGAAAGAAAGGAAGGUUUUAUUUUGACUGGAGACAACUUCCUACACUUACUUGAAGCCUGUAUGUACAGUAUGUGUACACAGUAAUUAGUUUGUGCUACUGUGGUAUCAUACCAGUAAUGCAAAGAAAAUACUGUCAAAUAUGGGCCUCCACAUGCAGCUUUAGAAUCACUUUGAGCAAAAUCUACACUUUUGUCAUUUGUGCCAUCUCCAGUGUUUGCACAGAUCUCAACAUACUUUGCAUCUUGGUUGGUGGUCUAGUUAAUGUAAGAGUAGGGAGAUGUCUGUGGUGUAAAGGCAGUGUGUAAUUUCCCCACAAACUGUAUGGAUUUUACUGGCUUGUUUGUUGCUUGUAAGUAGCCAGAAUAGUUAGCAUCAAUAUGCUUUUUACUGCAAUCAUGCUGAUAGCGAAGAUUUGAGCCAGGGAAUUUUGACCUAACCUGUUAAUAAUAAUAUAGUGUUCUUUAUCCGGAGAUACUGUACAGUGUGCGUGUUAUUGGCAUGUGUUAUGUAUUAUGACUGGUUGAGUUGUAACUCAAAAUGUGAUGGAAGCACAUGCGUAUAUCUUUUACUCAACAUAUUUUUUGUUACUUUCAGGUAAGAUCUCAAUUAGAGGCAAUUACAAGUUAAGUGAGAAAACUACCAGACAAAUUUCUUCCAGCGUUAACAACAAAGAAGCAGGUUAUCCUGUAAUUGCCUUUGCAUAUAUAAAAGGGAAAUCUAGUUAAAUUACUGUGCCAUUGUCAGCAGGUUUAGAACUCAUGUAAGCUGAUAAAAGAUCUUCCACUUCUUGGCUGUCUGCAGAGGAGGUAUUGUGCUGUGUAUGUGAAAAUUAAAUAGUGGAUUGUUCUGCUUAGAUUUCAGAGAUGUGAGGUCAUAACCUAAACCAAGCUCAAAGCUUCCUGUGCAGUGGGCCACUUCUCUGUUCUAAGUUAUUCACAAAAGCUAUUGUGUCAAAUACAUAAUGUGAUGUCAGUGCCUUCAGAAAUGAAAUAAAUGAUUAUCAUCCA